AUGAUAAUCGAGAAUAAAAGACGCUUGGCUAUGACAUGUGAUUCUCCUGGAGUCCCACCAUUUAUCCACGAACGAGCCGCUUAUGGAAUCCCUCCAGCUAAACGGACGGUUUAUACAGGAAAUGCGAAAUUUCUCCGAAGUCUAUUCAGCCGCCAAACUGCACUUUCUCGGCGGCUUCUAUGGGGCUUCAUUCUUUUGGCUGGGACGAGCUACAGCGUUUUUACAAUUUCUUUCAAUGCUGUCAAAUUUGGUCAAAACCCAACGUCAAUAGUCACGGAAACGGUAAUGCAUCACCAUCUGAAUAUGCCCAAUGUCUACGUUUGCCCGAACUCUCAACACUCAAAAUGGCGAAUCGAGCGAGCCUACCCGAUGCAUAAAAACUUGCAUAAAUACAUUUCCACUUUUUAUGGAAAUGGUCGGGAAGAUCAUGGCCCACUUAACCUCUCCCGUUUCGAUGAUAUUCCGUUGGACGAGUUUCUAUCGAUUACGGCUCCCGAUUUAAUGCCUUUGCGAUGCAAAUUCAACAUGCGUGAUUGUCCUCCACCAACGAACCGGCUGACAAGAUACGGUAUUUGCCUUUACUACAGCUUCGAGAACUCCACCGUUUCCAUUCCUGGACCUCAGUCGAGCCUUAUUCUUUAUGUCGCUUAUAAUCAUUCUGACACGACAACCGGAGUGCUCCAGUUCAUUGACGGCCUGACACUUUUCUACUCACAAUACAGUGAUCACCAACAUGAUGUUAUGCUGAUGAGCCAGAGUACUACUGUCCUUGCGAAUCGACUCACUCAAGUAGCCCUCUACCCUCAGGAGUAUACCUACCUUCCUCCCCACUGUGGCUCGAAAAAACUCGACUUCUUCCAACAGUACACUACUGAAGAAUGCCACGUUGAAUGCUCGUACAAAGCUGUGAUGGACAAAUGCAAGUGCUGGCCCCCGUAUUUUCCGAUUUAUAAAAAAGAGUAUCCAAUGUGUACUUUUACCGAGCACUCGAGCUAUUCGACUUGUGGAAAUUGUCCAAAACCCUGCCACGAUUUGGUCUACAAUCGAAACGUUGAAUACGGCAAAUUUCACGAGCCAAUUCAACGAGCGCUGAAGAAAUAUCACGAGCACAAUCAUAGUACGGCGGAAAUCGGCGCUUUUCAGAUUUUCUUUCCAUCCCUCGAUGUGACGCUUCAUCGAGAACGAGAAGAUUAUUCGACCACUCAAUUUGUGAGCGAAUUGGGCGGUGCUGCGGGGUUGUUUCUUGGCGUUUCUUUGAUUUCAGUCAUCAAGAUAUUGGAUCAUCUCUUCACUUUGGCUGCGAAGCAUUACGAAGAAAUGGUUCAGGAGUAUUCUUAUGCUGUGAGAAGAGUUCGGGAAAAUAUUUGCCAGACUGAUCUUCAGUCUGUCAUUCUUCCCUGGGUUCGGGAGACCAAGAAAAAGAAGAAGCCUGAAGUCCGAAGAAAGGGUUCUUUAUCUCGUAACUCGUUGCCGAGCAGAAGGCGAAAAUUUGCCUUCCGCGCCAAUGAGAUUGCCGUUUUUGAGCCUCGGGGCGUGUCAAAGCACCGAAACUGCUACGCGCUCGGCAACAGGUUAAAAUAUGGCCUCGAAGGAGAUGAACCCAGAAAAAGUGUUGACCAACAGGUAGCCGAAGCCGAUUUAGACGACGAAGAAAAUCGUCGAAGCUGCCAGGGAUACUGCAGAAAAGACCGACGAGAGUCAGUCGCUCCACUUCUUGAACGAACUCUUUAG
Molecule: messenger RNA, 1731 nt
Organism: Oikopleura dioica
Lineage: Eukaryota; Metazoa; Chordata; Appendicularia; Copelata; Oikopleuridae
Source: the annotation of a GenBank genome assembly